UUAAGUCAUGUUUGAAGUCUAAAAAGAUCCUCUCUCUUUGAAAGUUUCUACAGUGUCUGACAUGAUUAACACAGGAAAUAGAAAUCCUUGAUCGUGCUCUGCAUAUAUUAUUGAAGAAAUAAGUAUAAAAGUGUAUCAAGCUCUGGUCAGAGUCAUCGUAGGCGUUACGUUUGUAAAGGGACAUUUUUCCUCGCAGACCUCUAACCGACGUAGCUUGUCAUGUCGAACUUGAGUAGCGAAGAUGAUAGGAACGCACUGUUCUCAGAAAUAUUUCCAUCACCAAGGCCACUAAAAUUAGCAGCCAUCAGUAUAGCUCUAAAUGCUUUUUCUUCUAUUACAGCAUGCAUCGGUAAUGUUUUAAUCCUCGUUGCUCUCUACAAGGUGACUUCAAUUUCACCUCCCACAAAAAUUUUGUUUGUUUCUCUGGCAGUUACGGAUCUUCUCACAGGUCUAAUUUUGCAGCCACUUCUCGUUGUGCAUGCGAUAAUAACGUCGGUGAUCAUCAGCACUAACCUUUCAUACUUCAGCGAACAAGUGAACAGUGUUUUAGGUUUUAUUUUGACUACACUAUCCAUUUUAACAUCGACAGCAAUAAGCGUGGACAGACUACUCGCGCUGGUGUUGGGGCUGGUAUACAGAAACGUUGUUACAUUAAGGCGGGUUCGAGUAAUUGUGAUUUGCAUUUGGUUACUGAGCUGUAUGUUGGGCGGAUGGAGGUGCACUACAGUUGCUGCGGAUCUUGCUAAGCUUGUAUUCCUUGUUGUUGUGGGGCUGUGUUUCAUAACAUCCAUCGCUUCCUACAUCAAGAUCUAUUCCCUCCUCUAUCGACAUCGACGGCAGGUACAUGGACACUUUAAACGAGCUCAGCAGCAAAGCAACCGAACAGCUCAGUUAAAUGAGGCUAGAUUUAAGAAGACUGUUUCUAGCAUAGCAUGGAUUCAGUUUACAUUAAUUCUCUUAUUUAUCCCCUGCAUUGUCGUAGCUAUCCUUUGGAUAAACAAGAUAAUUCCUUCAGGUAUUCCUGGGGCGAUCCUUUUUCGUGUCUCAUUUUCAGUUUUUUAUCUGAAUUCAUCCCUGAAUCCCAUUUUAUACGUUUGGAAGAUCAGAGAAGUGAAAAAUAUUGUGAAGGCCGACUUAAUGAAAUUGAAGUGUUGCUGAAAAUCAAACUAUCCUUCUAUUAAGCUCUCUGGUGUGGAAUUCAUGUCCUAGUAAGUUUUCCAAAUAAUCAUUCAUUUAUUUUUAAUUUUCAAUCAACUUCUCGAAAAUGUGUUUGACUUGAUGGGAAGCUGAGAGCAACACCAGCUUCUUAAUUGCUUAAUACAUCUAGAGAACAAAUGUAACCGGUAACGAAUGGUGAAUUUUUUCACAAAGGCACAGUUGCGUUUACCGAUCACUUAUUACCAUUGUUAUAAGUGAUUAUUUGUAUUUCUUGUACAAAGUAAUGAAUUUUAUUAUCAAUGCAUAACUGCUUUAUGUUUCUAGUUGAUAUUUUAUUUAUUUACAAGGGAAAAUGAGCUGUUUCUGUAGAACGCAUAAAUCGUAAA
Messenger RNA from Pocillopora damicornis (cauliflower coral), 1544 nucleotides. RefSeq names its product adenosine receptor A3-like. Lineage: Eukaryota; Metazoa; Cnidaria; Anthozoa; Scleractinia; Pocilloporidae. The record is from RefSeq and is a predicted model, not a curated record.